CUAAGGACCCUAGAUAGCAUAAUAGGAAUGCAAAGGUGGAGCCAGUAAACAAAACUCCCUAUAAACACUCCAAAAACCGAGCAUUCAGCAGGUUUCCAAGGAUCGUGCAAAUGGCUUUCACCGAGAAAGACUUCUAUGCUGCACAUUUCAAUCCAAAAGACUAUUUGGACACCUAUUACACCUUCAGCUCUGGGAAAGAAGACAAGAAUGCCUUCUUGAUUUUCUUUCUCAAAAAUCUCCACCAGGCAUUCAUUUUAGAAGACAUAGAAGGGGACACCCUGAUUGAUAUUGGAAGUGGACCAACCAUCUACCAGUUCCUCUCGGCUUGUGAGUCCUUCCAAGAAAUUGUCGCCACAGAUUAUUGUGAACAGAACUGGGAGGAGAUGCAGCGAUGGCUAAGAAAGGAGCCAGGAGCCUUCGAUUGGAGCCCGGUGGUGAAAUACAUUUGCGAGCUGGAGGGCAACAGGGAAAAGUGGGAAGAGAAGGAAGAAAAGGUCCGAAGAGCCAUUAAGAAGGUUCUGAAAUGUGACGUGACCCAGGCCAGCCCACUGGGCCCUGUGGCUCUGCCUCCAGCAGACUGCUUGAUGUCCUCCCUGUGCCUGGAAGGGGCCUGCAAAGACCUGCCCACCUACCGCUCUGCUCUGAAGAACAUCAGCUCCCUUGUCAAACCAGGAGGGCACCUCAUAUUAGGCUCUGUCCUAGAAAAGAACUGCUACAAGGUGGGCCAGCAGCCCUUCUCUUGCCUCUACUUGGAGCGGGCGUCUGUAGAGGAAGCCCUCAAGGGGGCAGGCUUUGUUGUCAAUUGGCUCAGGGAGACCAAGGUUGAUGGUGCACUCUCUGUUAUGGACUCAAAGGCAUUCUGCAUUGUGGUAGCCCAAAAAUGCCAGGGAUGAAGGUUAGACCACAGAUGGAAAAACAGGGUGAAGAAGGCAAAAAAUUCUGGUAGAAUUUUUUAUGAAGAUUUGUUAUUUCAUUAGGGAGUUUAUAUAUGUGACAACAGCAGCUAAAAUAUUGUAUGUACAGAAAUGGAAAGAAGAGGAGGUUCCACUGGAGGUGUGGCUUUUAAUAUAAACAGCAGUACCUUGGUUCCAAAACAGCUUAUUUGACAAACAAAUCAGCUCCUGAAUGCCACAAACCUGGAAUUAAGUGCUCCAGUUUGCGAACAUAUU
Lacerta agilis (Sand lizard) is the source of this 1169-nucleotide messenger RNA. RefSeq names its product nicotinamide N-methyltransferase-like. Gene Ontology annotation, cellular component: cytosol. Gene Ontology annotation, molecular function: N-methyltransferase activity. The record is from RefSeq and is a predicted model, not a curated record. The coding region runs from base 111 to 893 and encodes 260 amino acids. NCBI's taxonomy places the organism in Eukaryota, Metazoa, Chordata, Lepidosauria, Squamata, Lacertidae. The transcript has 3 exons.